Syzygium oleosum is the source of this 668-nucleotide messenger RNA. RefSeq lists its product as uncharacterized. Bases 81 to 356 code for a protein of 91 amino acids. Lineage: Eukaryota; Viridiplantae; Streptophyta; Magnoliopsida; Myrtales; Myrtaceae. The transcript has 3 exons. The record is from RefSeq and is a predicted model, not a curated record.
UUAAUUCCCUUCCCCUUAAACCCUAGCCAAAGUCUCUCCACAGUCGCUGCUCUGCUCGCGCACCUUGUCCCCCGGAGAAAAUGGCGGCUCGGUACGGAUCGCUGUCGAGAUCCCUGAUUCAGGCCGGAAGAUCGUCGGCGCUCCGGUCGUCCUCCUCAUCUCUCCCCCGCGGGCGGCCUCCCCAGAUCCCCCGCCUCCACUCUCGCCGUCCUCUCUUCACCGUCCCGAGGAAUUUGGGGCAAUUGGGAUGCGUUCAGUCGCUGAUGCCGCUGCACAGCACGUUGGCUUCCUCCAGGCUCACUUCCCACAUUUCUCUCGAGGCCCGCGCUUACUGCGAGCUGUCUCAGGGUACUUGAAGACACCUCUCAAUCAGCACAGGAGAUGCUAAACAGUAUGGAUCUUGAAGUAUACUCUCUUGGGGGCUGCUUUCAAAAGUAGAAUGCAUUGCAUGACUCUCUCUAUUAGCAUUUUUCUGUUUCGAUUUUAGUGUAUUGUAGGAAAUACUUUGGAAUGCUUUAGAACUAGGUAGGUUCAAGUUCAACCUGAUUAACCUUUAAUCAUUCUUCAUCUUUUUUAAUUUAUGCCUUUAAACUGUCAAGAGGUUCAGAAACAAAUUAGUUCCUGAGUGAGCAUGUUGGAAUUUCAGUGAAUUUAUUUCUUUCCAAUAA